Myotis daubentonii (Daubenton's bat) is the source of this 5350-nucleotide messenger RNA. It is a transcript of the gene PPCDC, whose product is annotated as phosphopantothenoylcysteine decarboxylase. The record is from RefSeq and is a predicted model, not a curated record. NCBI's taxonomy places the organism in Eukaryota, Metazoa, Chordata, Mammalia, Chiroptera, Vespertilionidae. Gene Ontology annotation, biological process: coenzyme A biosynthetic process. Gene Ontology annotation, cellular component: phosphopantothenoylcysteine decarboxylase complex. Gene Ontology annotation, molecular function: FMN binding; phosphopantothenoylcysteine decarboxylase activity.
GAACAACUUCCCACCACUGCCCAAAUUCAUCCCACUGAAGCCAUGUUUCUACCAAGACUUUGAGGCAGACAUCCCUCCCCAGCACCUCAGCAUGACCAAGCGACUCUACUACCUCUGGAUGUAUUCCAAAUCCUGACAGCUUUAUGGAGCCCAGUUCUGGCAGGCUCCCAGAACUCGAAGCCACCAGACCCCACAUGGAACCAAGGGCCUCGUGUCCAGCCGCUGCGCCCUCGGUAGAGAGGCAGUUCCGUGUCCUUGUGGGUGUCACUGGGAGUGUGGCGGCCCUGAAGUUACCUCUCCUGGUGUCACAGCUUUUGGACAUUCCUGGCCUGGAAGUAGCAGUGGUCACAACUGAAAGAGCCAAACAUUUCUACAGCCCCCAGGACAUUCCCGUCACCCUCUACAGCGAUGCGGAUGAAUGGGAGAUGUGGAAGUGCCGGUCCGACCCAGUUCUCCACAUUGACCUUCGGAGGUGGGCAGACCUUAUGCUGGUGGCUCCUCUCGAUGCCAACACUCUGGGGAAGGUGGCCAGUGGCAUCUGUGACAACUUGCUUACCUGUGUCAUCCGGGCCUGGGACCGUGGAAAGCCCCUGCUCUUCUGCCCAGCAAUGAACACCGCCAUGUGGGAGCAUCCCCUUACCUCGCAGCAGGUGGGCCAGCUCCAGGCCUUUGGCUAUAUCGAGAUCCCCUGUGUGGCCAAGAAGCUGGUGUGUGGAGACCAAGGUUUGGGGGCCAUGGCUGAGGUGGACACCAUUGUGGACAAAGUGAAGGAAGUUCUCUCCCAGCAUGCUGGCUUUCAACAGGGUUGAACCCAGGAUCUCUCAUGUGUGUCCCUCUGUACCCAGUGUGUUUUCAGGCCAUGUCAGUGAAGGUGGACAUUGGCAAAGUAUGGCGGGAAUUCACCUUUGCUGAGUAGGGGUCUAGCCUGGGUCUGCUCCACAGUCACCAAGGGCCCGACCUGCCCCAAGGUAAAUUGGCCCAGGUCUCAACUUCUUUCAGCCAGAAGACUCCUUGCUAUCUGGAGUUCCUCCCCUCCUUUUCCUGGGAUGGUUCCAGCAAGCCAGAGGGGCAAGCUGCUGCAUUGUCCCUGUGCCUCUAGGAGGGGACUGAGGAGUGACUGGCCAACCUGAUUCCACAUUGUGCCCAGGAACCACUUUUAGAAAUGGUCUCAGCUGGAGAUUCCCAGGGUGGCGGGGCCCUGGCCAGGCCUUUGGAACUUCAGCUGCCCUGCAGGGUCAGGAAAGCCUACACGUUGGAAAGACCCUGAUCAUGCUGUAAGAUUGGGGGUACUGGGAAAUAAAGAAAAGUGACCUUUUGAGAGACUCCUUCCUUCUUUCACAGCCCAUCUGUGGUCUCAGAGAUCGGGGUGUUGCCAGGUGUGGGUGAGGAAGGAUCCGGUGCUUGUUAGGCCCCAUGGCACACAGUGGUUAAGGGCAAAGGGCUCUGAAGCAAGACAGCCCUGGUUUAAAUCCCAGCUCUACCACCUGCUAUCAGUGGGACCUUGGCUCAGGGCUCAGCCUUUCUGACCCUCACUUUCCUCAUCUAUAUCACUCUACCCUCCCAGAGUUAUUAAGAAAAUCAAAUGAGAUAAUUUGUGUAGAAUAACGACCCCACUGAGUGCCUCCUACAUAGUAAAUGUAAAAUAAAUGGAAGUUUAUUCCUAACAUUACUGAAAUAGACUGUUUCAUUUUGGGAAAAAUAAAAUCCCGACCCUAAGCAGAUGUAGCCCUUUAUGCAAGUGACAGGCACACAGCCAGCAGGGUUGGAACCUGCCCUGAAACUCAGUCCCCUUGCUUCCUGGUGUCCUCAGUUGUUCUUGUGUGUUUUUUCCUUAAUCCUCACUGAGAACAUGUUUACUGAUUUUAGAGGGGGGGGGGGGAGGAAGAAGAGAAAGGGAGAGAGAAAGAGAAGCAUUGAUGUGAGAGAAACAUCGAUUGGUUGCCUCUCGUACUCACCCCAACUGGGGACCAAACCCACAACCCAGGCAUGUGCCUUGACUGAGAAUUGAACCUACGACCUUUUGAUAUAUGGAAUGACAAUCCAACCAAUUGAGCCACACCAGCCAGGGCCUGUGUCCUCAAUUUUGCUGCACCUCAGAUGGGGGCCUGAGUGUGCCCCACCCACCCAGUGCCCAACAACACAAAUGGAUGAGGAAGCAGGCUCCAGACACAAUGCUCAGCCCUAGAAACUCUCUCCUGCCUUUGACCUAAUUGCUGUUUGGUUGCUGCACCGGGGAGGUGCUUGUUUUCCUAUUUGGAGCUGAGAUUAGGGCUGGCUUUCUGCUCUCUUGUCUUCCAGGCCAGGGGUGAAUGGGACCCCAUGCAUGCCCUCAGACCACUGAGAGUAGAGGUGCCUUCAAGGGGUACCAGGAAGCCUGGCUGGAACCAAGGCCUCCCAAAGCCUCCAGGAGCCUCUAUCUCUAUAGCACUUGACUUAAUCAAGUGACCCUUUGGGAUAAAACUGCCUCCGGGCACUGAAGAAAAUAUAACUAAAAUGGCAGCACCAAGAACCAGCCUAUUUGGCUGGUUUGGAGGUCGGGGUGUGGGGAGAGCUUGGGUGACUGAAAUUCAGAGACAGUCCCAAAAUUCCACUUAAAUGGUUUCCAGCGUCCCUCUUCCUGUCCACAUGGCCCUUCCUUUCCUUCAGCACCCUGCUAAUGAAUGGUGAGGCUUUCCAAUUUUAAUAGGAACUGCUACCAUUUACUGAGUGCUUAUUGUGGGCCAGGCUCUGUGCUGGACCCUUUUGGGAAGACUGUUGCCCAGGAGUCCUGCUAUAAAAUACUGUUUUAAUAAAAGAUCACAGGAGCAGAGAAGUUUGUAGGCUGGUGGUUCUCAACCUGUGGGUCGCGACCCCUUUGGCGGUCGAACGACCCUUUCACAGGGGUCGCCUAAGACCAUCCUGCAUAUCAGAUAUUUACAUGACGAUUCAUAACAGUAGCAACAUUACAGUUAUGAAGCAGCAACGAAAAUAAUUUUAUGGUUGGGUCACAACAUGAGGAACUGUAUUUAAAGGCCAGUAGGUUGAGAACCACUGCUCUAUAGGCUGCUAGGGCUGCUGCUGGUCAAGGAACGGAAGCCUCUGAGCCAGGUCCCAGUCUCUACACUGGGCUGUCAGUUCUUCCUCCAUACAGCUUAUGUGUCCCUCUGCCACUUCCCCACUGCCUUAGAGUAAGGCCCUGACUCCGGAGUAAGACAUACUUGGCCCCUGCCUACCUUUCUAACUCCACCCCUUACACCACACCAGUCCUGCAGACAGGACAACCUUGAUGGAGUCCUGCUGCUUCUUGCCUUUGCAAAUGCUGAUGCUUUUACUGGAAGGCUGUUCUUUACCUGGCUGACUCUUACUCAUGCCUCUGUGUGUCUGGGUGCCACCUACUUUGGAAAGCCUUCCCUGGCCAACUCAGACUGGUACCCAUUGUGCCACUUUCUCAUCCUAUAUAAUAAAACCCUAAUAUGCAAGUCAACCAAGUGGCAAAAUGACCGGUGACAUGCACUGACCAGUCGCUAUGACAUGCACUGACCACCAGGGUGCAGGCACUCAAUGCAGGAGCUGCCCCCUGGUGGUCAGUGUGCAGAAGCCAGGCUCCCGACUGGUGAGCAGCUACGGUGGCAGAAGCCACUCCUGCCUUCGCGGCAGUGCUGGGGACCCCUUGGGGGAUGUCUACCCCCAGCAGGCGGACAUCCACUGAGGGGUCCCGGACUGUGAGAGGCCGCAGGCUGGGCUGAUGGACCCCUGCCCCCAGUGCACAAAAGUCGUGCACCAGGCCUCUAGUUUAUUAUAACAGAAUUGCAAUAGUGAGUUUACUUUGUGUCUCCCUAAAUUGGGGAUUGACUAGAGGGGAGGAGUUGUCCUCUUCCUCACAAAACCUGGUAGGUCAUUCCAAGCCUCUUGUACUGACAAAAUUAAAAAAGGUGUGUGUGGAGUAGAGGGGUGGGGGGAAGGUCCUGCUCCUUUCUGAGCAAGACACACAUAACCUAGGAGCCAUAAAAUCAAAGACUGAUAAAUUUGACUACAGAAAGAUAAUUCUGCCUAGCAAUAGCCCAAAGGCAAAGUCAAAAGACAAACAACAAAUGGGAAAUUAUCUGUAGCUCACAGAACAGAGAUCUAAUUCCCCUAAUACAUAAAGAGCUCCUGUACAUUGAUUAGAAAAGGACCAGGAACACACAAGAAAAGUGAGCAGGUGAUAAAAACAGAGUACACACAGACACACACACACACACACACACACACACACACACACACACACACACCUUUAAACAUUAAAAGCUACUUAACUGCAUUGAUGAAGAAAGUGGUGCAAAUCAAACUCUACUGAAAUAAAAGUUUUCACCUACUAGAUAGUGAAAGUGUUGCUCUUUGGAGAGCAAUCUAAAAAUAUCUUUCAAAAUCACAUAUAUACCUUACCCAGCAAUUCUAAGGCUUUGUCCCAUAGAGACACUCACAUAUAUGACAUUAUGUCUCAACCAGGCUGUUCACUACAGCAUUGUUGAUGGUAGUAAAAGGCUGGAAACACCCUCACCAUAAAACAGCUGGAGAUUGCUUAAAUAAAUUAGGGUCAUUCCUACAGUGCAGUGGUUCUCAACCUUGGCUGCACAUUAGAAUCACCUGGGAAUCUUUUUAAAAUCCUGAUUUCUGGGCCUCAUCCUCCGGAAAUUCUGUUUCUUUGUUAUGGGGUGGGGUCACAACAUUAGUAACAAAGAAACAGAAUUUCCGGAGGAUGAGGCCCAGAAAUUAGGAUUUUAAAAAGAUUCCCAGGUGAUUCUAAUGUGCAGCCAAGGUUGAGAACCAUUGCUGCAGUGGAACUCUACAAGGCAAAGUGUGGGGAAGCUACCCAGGUGCUAGUAUUGGACAAUGUCUGAGAUAUAUUGCUUAAAAGAAAAUGCUAGAUACAGAACAAUGUAUUGCAUGCUAGCUGUGUGUAAAAAAGUGAGGGAGAAAAGGAGAAUAUGUUCACCUUGGCUUAUGUAUACAUCAAAUACCUAUUGAAAAAUAAACAAGAAAUGAGCCAUUGUUUGCCAUUCAGCAAGGAAAUUGGGUGGUUGAAAAACAGGUCAGAGGCUUACUUCAAGUUUUGAGCCAGCUGAAUAAAUUAUCUACCACAAAAGCACUUAAAUACAUGCAUUCAAUAAAGUAUUCCUGCCCAUUUGGCUCAGUGGAUAGAGCAUCAGCCCACAGACUGAAGGGUCCUGGAUUCAAUUCCGGUGAAGAACAUAUACCUUGGAUAUAGGCUCGAUCCCCAGCUGUGGUCAGGAGCCCGUGGGAGGCAACCAAUCAAUGUGUCUCUCUCACAUCAAUGUUUCCUCUCUCUUUCCCUCUCUCUCUCUCUCUCUCUCUCUCUCUCUCUCUCUCU